Messenger RNA from Dermochelys coriacea (leatherback sea turtle), 5365 nucleotides. It is a transcript of the gene ELK1, whose product is annotated as ETS transcription factor ELK1. Gene Ontology annotation, molecular function: sequence-specific DNA binding; DNA-binding transcription factor activity, RNA polymerase II-specific. Gene Ontology annotation, cellular component: nucleus. The transcript has 6 exons. Lineage: Eukaryota; Metazoa; Chordata; Testudines; Dermochelyidae. The record is from RefSeq and is a predicted model, not a curated record. Gene Ontology annotation, biological process: regulation of transcription by RNA polymerase II; cell differentiation. The coding region runs from base 953 to 2236 and encodes 427 amino acids.
UGUGACGGGCCCCGUCAGCAGCCGCCGCAUCCCCCUUCUCGCUGGAUCCGAGCCACGGCGCCCCCCCGCCCCCGGCUCGGACCUGUUGCCCGCUCCGCACCGGGAGCCCGGGGCCGGGGCCCCCCACCAGGCCGGCGCCGCGGGACUAGGGACUUUCCCGGCCGCCGCAUACGGCGGAGCUCGGCCAGCUGGGGGGGGCCGCUCGGAGCGGAGCUGAGAACCCGCUGAGGACCAGUAACCGGCCAGGGAUCGGCCGCUGGGGACCAGUAACCAGCCACUGGGACCAGUAACUGGCCAGGGAUUGGCCGCUGGGACCAGGGAUCGGCCACUGGGGACCAGUAACCAGCCAAGGAUCGGCCACUGGGACCAGUAACCGGCCAGGGAUCGGCCGCUGGGGACCAGUAACCAGCCACUGGGACCAGUAACUGGCCAGGGAUUGGCCGCUGGGACCAGGGAUCGGCCACUGGGGACCAGUAACCAGCCAAGGAUCGGCCACUGGGACCAGUAACCGGCCAGGGAUCGGCCGCUGGGGACCAGUAACCGGCCAAGGAUCGGCUGCUGGGACCAGGGAUCGGCCACUGGGGACCAGUAACCAGCCAAGGAUCGGCCGCUGGGACCAGUAACCGGCCAGGGAUCGGCCGCUGGGGACCAGUAACCGGCCAAGGAUUGGCCACUGGGGGCCAGUAACCGGCCAGGGGUCGGCCGCUGGGGGCCAGUAACCGGCCAAGGAUCGGCCGCUGAGACUAGGGAUCGGCCACUGGGGACCAGUAACCGGCCAAAGAUCGGCCGCUGGGGACCAGUAACCGGCCAAGGAUCGGCCGCUGGGGACCAGUAACCGGCCAGAGAGCAGCCGCUGGGGACCAGUAACCAGCCAGGAACCAGUAACUGGCCAGGGACCAGCCACUGGGGACCAGUAACCGGCCAGAACGGUCCUGGGGGGCUCGGGGGUCCCAUGGAGCCGGCUGCUCCGUCUCCGGGCCCCGCGGCCGCGCUGACAGUCAUGGACCCCUCGGUGACGCUCUGGCAGUUCCUGCUGCAGCUGCUGGAGCAGCAGAGCAACGGGCACCUGAUCGCCUGGACGUCGACCGACGGCGAGUUCAAGCUGGUGGACGCCGAGGAGGUGGCCCGGCUCUGGGGGCUGCGCAAGAACAAAACCAACAUGAACUACGACAAGCUCAGCCGUGCCCUGCGCUACUACUACGACAAGAACAUCAUCCGGAAGGUCAACGGGCAGAAGUUUGUCUAUAAAUUCGUCUCGUACCCAGAGCCAUCCGGCGUGGAGGGGGCCCGGGAGGAAGGGACACUCCGGCAGGUGGAGCCAGCCCUGGCCGACUCCCAGCUGGGGGAUGGGAGCCCUGGGCCCCCCAAGUCCCUGCGUGGCGGGGGUGUCCCCCGGAGUAGUCGUAACGAGUACAUGCGCUCGGGUCUGUACUCCACCUUCACUAUCCAGUCGCUGCAGGCACCCCCCCCCGGGCGAGUGCCCCGCCAGGACCCCCCAGCUCUCUGCAGCGAGCCCUCAGGGCCCCACGACCUGCCCCCCGGGGAGAUGGAGGAGAUUCCCCAGCUGGAGAUCAGCAUCGAAGGAGCAGACGUGAGCGAACCCCUGCAGGUCUUUGUGGCACCGGAGCCCCUGGAUGCAGAGCACCCCCACCAAGAGGACACACCUCAGCGGGACCCCGGGCUGCGGCCGGUGGUGGUGAAAGUGGAAGCGCAGGGGGAUGCUGAGGGGUCCCCGCUCCUGGUUCUGAUCGACUCGGGGGUGAAGCAGGAAGCCCCGCCCACCGAGGAGGCUCCCAGGGGGACGGAGGUGGAGCCUCCAGCGGGGGCGGCGCCUCAGGAGGAGAAGGGGGAGGGGGUGCCUGGGGGGGCCCCCAGCGAGGGACAUGGCCCGAAGGGGCGGAAGCCCAAGGACCUGGCGCUGCCCUCCCUGCCUGGGCAGGAGAAGAUCAGCGCGGCCAGUGGCUCCCUGCUGGCGCCUGGCGGGGGAGCGGGCAGCGGGCUAACGCCCACCACCGUGAUCUCCACGCACGCACUAACCCCAGUCCUGCUGACCCCCAGCUCCCUGCCACCCACCAUCCACUUUUGGAGCACCCUGAGCCCCAUCGCCCCGCACAGCCCCGCCAAGCUCUCCUUCCAGUUUCCCUCUAACUCUGGCGGGCAAGUCCACAUCCCCUCGCUGAGCAUGGAUGGACUCUCCACUCCGGUCGUGUUGUCCCCGGGGCCCCAGAAGCCGUGAGUCCAGAUGUCCGUCCAUCCAUCCAUCCGUCUCUCUCUGCUUCUCGCGGAGCUGGCUGGGGGAGAGUGCCCAUUCUGCACCAGGAUUCUUGUCCCAGCCUUGCAGGACUAUUUACCAGGGCGGCUGGAUACAUCUGUGUCCUGCUUCGGGCAGAGAGUCCUGCUUGGUGUCAGCAGUGGGAUGCGCCUGCUGGCUCGUUUAAAAUGGGAGCCGGAGCACGCCGCCAUUCCGCCCCUAGGGGGUGCAAUGUGGGACAUUCCCCUUGAUGCUUGCUCGGCCUUGAGCUGCACCCCCUGACACACACACAGUUCCUGGGGCCUUGCAGCUCUGACCCCAUUUUUCUGGGGUCGUUGUGUUUAUUCCCAGCCCUGGUGGCUCAGGGUGUAUUUUCGACGUGGAUGGAUACGUCCCCUGGGGACUUGGAGUGUGAUUUGGCUGCUAGUUGUGGGGCUGAUUUUAUUUAUUACCCAGGGCCUCCUGGCCCUGGUUUGAAACCCUCUAUGGGUAGCCUUUGUCAGCCCUCCCCAUGCCAUGGCCACCUCGGAGCUCCGCUUUGUGCGGGCUCUACGUCGGCCAUCUUUGUUUUGAAAGGGUAGCAGUGUUGGCCAUGUUUGCUGUGGCUGGAUGGGGGGGUGUGUGUGUGCGUGUGUCGGCCAUCUUUGUUUGCUGACACCACACACGGCAUUCAUCCCCGAGGUUCCGAUGGAGGAAGAAGUCCUGCUCUCCGCUUCUUGUUCCUUGAUUUACUUCCUAGAGGUCAAAGGUCACCUCCUUGAGUCUCCUAGAAGUGGCAGAUGGAGGAAGUCCCGCCCUAGUUCCCUCCUGAAGGUCGAAGGUUACCUGUUCGUCACCAUGGAAAUGGCCGAGAGGGAAGUCCCACCCGCUGAUUUCAGGGGCCGUUUCCCUCCUUGCAAAGCCUGUUUCCUUGAUUUAUUUCCUGACGAUCAAAGGUCACCAUGAAAAUGGCCACAGAGGAGUCCCAUCCCUCACACAUUUCAUAGGGAGGAUUUCUUCAUUUGCCUCCCAUUUGUUGCCUGGGAAAUGACAGCAGAGGAAGUCCUGCCUUUUCAGGACAGUCGUCCUCUUGUUUCCUCCUUUGACUUCCUGCUGGCCCUUGAGCACCUCUUGUGCAGCCAUGGAAAUGGCAAAGGAGGAAGUUCUGCCCUGUUUCCACUCUGCUACUUCCUGUUCAAAGGGUGCUGAUUCUGGGGAAGAGCCAAAGGAGGACGUCCCGCCUUAUUAACCUCUCAUCUACUUCCUGUGAAUCAAAGGCCACCUAUUCUGUGGAGGUGGCAAAGGAGGAAGUCCCACCCUUUUCACUGCUAUUGACUUCCUGUUAGUCCCACAAGGCCUGCACUGCAUCAUAUGGGAAAGGGCGGCCUUGUCUUCUUGUUUUGAUACCAACAUUUUCUGGGGCUGUGAGCUUCUUGCUCGAGAUAUAGAUCUAUAUUUUUGUGGGGCCAUCCCAAGGGGCUGGAAUUUCCGAAUGUCAUUUAUUUAGCACCCCACAGAAUUCCUGGCUCCUUUCUAUUUUUCAGAGAGUAUAUUGAAAUUAUUGAGCUAUGUGCAUUGAUCAUAUACAAACCUACGGGACUCGGUGGUAAUUACCUGCCAAGGCCGUCUUUUUUAAUAUAUAAAAUGGUUCUAUUUUUGAACGGGGAAGGGGGGGGCUUUUACAACAGAAGUGAGGGAAUUGGAAGGGGGGAAGUGAACUCCCUGGAUUUAGGGGAGGGAUUCACAGAGCGAUUGGAGGCAGUAACACAGUGAUGAGCUCUGAAUUUCCGUCUCCAUGGUGUAGAUCGGGGAAUACUGUCGCUUCUGGCAUUAAUGGAGCAGGACUCCUGUGUCUGGAAAGGUGGCGUCAGCUGAAUGGGGGUGGGAGGGGGGUGUAACUGGUUGGCAAUUGUUGGCUGUGGCCUGGUUGUCUCGCUAAUUGGCCAACAGACACCUUUGUGCUUGAAAGGCAGUGUCGUCCGCCUCUCUGGGGUGACCCACCUCCUUCCCCUCAGGGUGCUUUUGAACUGUCGUAAUCAUGCUGGUUUGCACUGGCAAGGCCCUUCGGCUCUGGCUGUCUCCACCCGGUGCAUCAGGCACUUUGGAUGACCUGUGAGACACUGGCGAGGCACCCAGGAGCGGCUUCAUGGAGACCGAGCUGGGCCGAAUCCAUGCAUGAGCCAUGGCUGAGCCUAGAGCCAAGCACGGGGAGGCCAGGAGGCUGCCGGGAAAUGAGCUCCGGUGAAGCCCCAGCUGAGACACACUAACAAUGAGUCGCACACAUGGUACUGUGAGGCCAACAUGGAUGAGCCAUGAAUAAAACACAUGCAAUACGUGAGUAAACUACGAGAAGCACACGCGUAAACCAUGGGUCAAUCACGUGUGAAAUAGGGGAAAGUCAUGAGUAAGCCAUCUGUAAACCACAUCUAAACCAUGUGUAACCCAUGAGUAAACCACAAGUAACCCAUAAGCAGAACAUGUGCUGCCGUGUGUCGGCCGUGAGUGGACCCCACGUGCUCUCUCUGCCGGCACGCCGGGUUUUCAGAGCUGUUCUCUGCUGUGGGGGAGAGAUCCUGGCCCUAUUUUUACCCCCCACGCCUCCCCCAUUGGGAUCGCCAGCUGCUGCACCCUGGCAUGCCCUCCGUCCCGAAGGUGCAAUGUGGGGGGGUUGAGCUGUUUAGCUUCCUGUGGGGCAAGGAUGGAGCAGUUUGGGGGGCAGUGGCCGGGAGGGCCAGUGGGGACCUGGGCCUAGCUGGCAACUGAUGUGGCUUGGAGAUUUCCAGCCUGGGGAAUUUAUCUAACCAUGUAUUGCACACUAUGGUAGGAUCCCAGGCUCCAAUCCAGAAUGGGGAGUGGAUCCCAGGAUCCCACCAUGGUGUGUGAGAGUGGAUCCCGGGGUCCUACCAUGCAGUGUGGGAGUGGAUCCCAUUAUUCAACCGUGCUGUAUGGGAGUGUAUCCUGGGAUCCCACCACGAUGUGUGUAAGUGGAUCCCAGGAUCCUACCAUGCAGGGUGGGAGUGGAUCCCAUGAGCCUGUCAUGCAGCAUUGCAGUGGAUCCUGGGAUCCCACCACACUCUGUGAGAGUAGAUCCUGGGAUCCCAGGUACCAUGUGGGAGCUGAUGCUGGGAUCCUGUU